Molecule: messenger RNA, 4504 nt
Organism: Silurus meridionalis
Lineage: Eukaryota; Metazoa; Chordata; Actinopteri; Siluriformes; Siluridae
Gene: gjd2b
Product: gap junction protein delta 2b
Exons: 2
Coding region: 689-1603 (304 amino acids)
Biological process (GO): cell communication
Cellular component (GO): connexin complex
Source: RefSeq, a predicted model, not a curated record
GCAUUAGAAAUGGUCGAGGUGAAAACAAAAAUAACAGCUUAGAGAAUGCAAUCCAAGAGGACGGGGAAUUCCUCAAGGAAGGCGCUCGUGGCCGUGAUAGCAACAAGUAUGACUUCGAGAAAAAAAAUAGAACGCAUCCUGUGUUUAAGCCAAUAACAGUUGACUGGCCACCCCCUCUCCAUCCUUGCCUCUAUUUAGUUUCAGCAUCAUUGUGCAAAACUCUGUUCUUCUACUCGGUGCUUCAGCAGAGCUCUGCGCGCAUCACCAUUCCUGCGCUUCAUCGUUUAUUGCCAAUAAGAAUUGUUUUGUAUUUGUAGAGCUUUCCGCACACCUAUGUGCCCCGUGACGCAGGAAGAACUACUUAAGGGAGAUUAGUAGCGUUGAGGCAUUAAAUCCAACCUCCCACCAGUCACACACUGCGCGACCUAUCAACUUGAUCUGAGGAUCGAAAAUAGGAGGGCUUAUAUAUUAAUCAGCACUUCGGACUGGAAGACAAGUAAAAGUAGGAUCGCCCGGUGAUCCCCUGGCAUAGCAGCUGGCCACGGCGCAGGGAAGGACCGUGAUCAAUGUUUUCGGCAGAUAAAAUCGGGCCCACUGGACAAUAAAAGGAAAUAGUCGUGUUAUAUAUAUAUUUUUCCCGAGGAUUGAGUGAGAAGUGCUGUGCGCUCUUGUCUCCGAAUGAACAGAAAUGGGGGAAUGGACCAUACUCGAGAGGCUCCUAGAGGCUGCUGUCCAGCAGCACUCUACUAUGAUAGGAAGGAUCCUACUAACAGUGGUGGUGAUCUUCCGGAUUCUAAUCGUAGCCAUAGUUGGAGAGACAGUUUACGACGACGAGCAAACAAUGUUUGUAUGUAACGCUUUACAGCCGGGCUGUAACCAAGCGUGCUACGACAAGGCCUUUCCAAUCUCACACAUAAGAUACUGGGUGUUUCAAAUCAUCAUGGUCUGCACCCCGAGCCUUUGCUUCAUCACCUAUUCGGUUCAUCAGUCUGCAAAACAGAAAGAGCGCCGCUACUCCACCGUGUUUCUCACCGUGGAUAAGGACCAGGAUUCACUGAAGCGCGAAGACAGCAAAAAGAUCAAGAACACAAUCGGGAACGGAGUUCUGCAGAACGCUGAGAACACCACUAAAGAGGCCGAACCCGACUGCUUGGAGGUCAAAGAAAUGGCCAACGCGAAUAUGCGGACUGCCAAGUCCAAAAUGAGGCGCCAGGAGGGCAUCUCUAGGUUUUACAUCAUCCAAGUCGUUUUCAGAAACGCCCUGGAAAUCGGCUUCCUAGUAGGCCAGUAUUUCCUCUACGGAUUCAAUGUGCCCGCCGUGUACGAGUGCGACCGGUACCCGUGCAUCAAGGAGGUUGAGUGCUACGUGUCCAGGCCCACGGAGAAAACGGUCUUCCUCGUGUUCAUGUUUGCUGUCAGCGGCUUCUGCGUGAUACUCAAUCUGGCCGAGCUCAAUCAUCUGGGCUGGAGGAAAAUCAAAGCUGCCGUAAGGGGAGUCCGGGCCCGAAGAAAGUCGGUCUAUGAGAUCAGAAACAAGGACUUACCCCGUCUGACCGUGCCGAAUUUCGGCCGCACUCAGUCUAGUGACUCUGCAUACGUGUAGCUCUGUAUCUCCAAGUAUCCAACAAACACGGACGACUCUGGUCGCCACUGUAACGUGUCAUCAGUUAAAGGAAAGUGGGUACAUUUUCGUUUCUGUUUUUAGUCUUUUAAGGACGGCGUAAAGGAUGGCUGACACGUUUUGCGACUUUUUCUCCGUGCCGUUUGGAGCACAAGGACUCAAGUACACCGCGCAUUUACUCUCAGUGUGGGCCGCUUAGUUGUACUUAAAGAGAGUAAAUGCGUUUUGCACUAAAUAGAGAUAAACACCCGGGCCACGCACAUCUCUCAUUGUGCCGUUAAUGGUGUUUUUAAACGAUUUUCUCACCGGCUUUUCUCCUCACAUCAUUCCAUUUUAGCUAUACAACGCACAGACUCAAUCCUCAUUCAGCCUAUACCAUGAUGAGAUCGAAAAAUCUAUGGGAUGAAUUCAUUUAUUUUUUAUUUUUAUUAAACAAAUCAUAGAAUAUAUAAUUCACUUUUUUUGUUGUCUGUGUUGCACCGCUGACCUUAAUGUAUGUACCCAUUCCAGAGCUUUAGUGGAUUUUGCUGCAGAUGCUUACUUUGUGUUUAAACCCACCAAAAGCGCCCACGGCUUUCAUUUGUCAAGUUUUUCAUUUCUUUCGUGUAAUUAAGUGCCAUACUUGUACAUAAGAUCCAUAUGUAUACAUACAUAUAUAGAUAGAUAUUUAUAGAUAUAUAUAUAUAAAAAUAUAUAUAUAAAUCUCUAAUCAUAAUAAUUAUUAUAGACUUUAUGAAAGCGAAUUCCAUGCUCGGAUUGCUAAAUGGCGCCCAGGUUUGCUUGAACUCUCUAUUUGUUAUGAAUUAAAUGAAAGAAAAAAAGAAUAUUCGGCAUUUUCUCUUUUAACCUGAAACCGAAAAAAAUGCGAAAAUGAAUUGAAUGUGCUGGUCUUUUUUUUCCUACACAGUAAUCUCUUUAUCCGUCAUAAUAAGUGAUCACAAAAAAAAAAUGAUAGCACACAUUUUAUAACAAAUUAUAUAUUCUAUAACGGAAAAAUCUAAAUAUAGACAAUGAGAACUUCCUCUGGUGCUACAUUUUUCCACCUAUCAUCUGUCUGUGUAACACAGGAAAAUAAAAGAAUAAAUAUUUUCAUCGAAGGCAAAUACAUGGAAUAAAUACACACUACAGCCGUCUGGAGCCCUGAGGCUUUUCUCUGCAUCUCUCUGUGACCUGGCAUGCGUCUAUCUCAGGCAUUGAGAAAGCAAUGUGGUGCAUUAAGUGUCAGUAUGAGGUAUGAAAACUGAUUUGAUUGAAAUCUCACCCUUGUCAGUAAUGUUAGAGAUUUCAUAUAUUUAAAUAAUGUUUGUUUCCAUCUAUACCGAAUGCGCUUCAUAACUGUGACCUGAGAAAUAUUUUGAUUGAGUCUAUACAAAAUGUCACACUCAGUAUUUUCCAGUUAUCGAGACUUUUUUAUACCGUUUAAAUUCUAAGGUCAAGUAAAGAGCUGCAUGUUUAAAGAAAGCAUAUUAGAGAGCAUUAGGAUGUUGUAGAGGAAUUGCGGGGUCUCAGCUGCUUGUGCUUGGGAGUUGGUCUUUAUCCCCUUUUUUCUGUUCCUGUCUUUAUUUGUUGCGUAAGAAAUACUGCAAUGUAGUGUCUUUAAAUAUUCACUUCUCCUGAAGGUCAGGAGUAAAGAAAAACAUUUAAGUAAAAGUUGACCGCAGUGUGGAGACUGAGCAUCAAGGAUGAUCUGGAGACUCGUUCACUGCAGCAUCUGCCAUAAUGGCCCUGCAUUGCAAAACGAAAGAUGGAGCGGGAACUCACAUCAAUCUUCAACUCUGAGGAGGAUGUUCCAUGUUUCCAAAGCUCAGUAAUAAACUCAAACAAUGCUACAGGGAUGAAAAGUGUAAUGUGCCUGGUCAGCCGGACAGUGCAAUGCAACACUCAGCCUUUUUCUCUCCUUCCCUUUCUGUCAUAUGACCAACAUUCCAAGACUGCAUUGAUCUUGAAUCAGUGAGAUACACACAGACUUUCCUGAUAAACUGUCAUGAGAGCCCACACACCUCUUAAACCAAGAUGUCACUGAACUGAGCACAUUGUGAUUGUGUAUGCAAUCCAAAAGAGAAAAAGCUUUAAUAAAAAACCUUCCCUGCUGAAUGUGAAAAUAUUGAAAUAUCUGAGCAUGGCUCUUGCCCCUCCUUCUCUCUCUCUAACCUCUCCUAUCUUUCUCUUCUGACUCCCUCCCUCCCUUUGUGUGUCUCUGUGUGGUAAGAUUGCGGCAAUACUGAUUCUGGCUACAUAUAUAGUACAUGUGCUAUGCAGCAUUUUUGUAUCCAUUCUGAGAGAAAUUAUUGUGUUAAUAUAAUCUAUCUAUCUAUCUAUCUAUCUAUCUAUCUGUCUAUCUAUCUAUCUAUCUAUCUAUCUAUCUAUCUAUCUAUCUAUCUAUCUAUCUAUCUAUCUAUCUAUCUAUCUAUCUAUCUAUCUAUCUUUUCAGGAUCUGCAAUGCUCUACAAUUUAUAGUUUCUUACAACCACACCCUAAUAGAAAUAUAUGGACUUAUUAAUCUUCUUAUUGGCUCAAUUAUUAUAAAUUCUUAAAACAAUAUGAAUAUAUUUAAUUGCAUAAUUAUAGUUAAUGGCACAAAAAUACAAAUAAUAAUGAUUUACAUACAAAAACAGGAAAGCUAAAUUCUUUUUCACAUGUAUCACACCUCAUGCAUGGAAAAGAUCUAACACCACAUCUGGACUGUCAUUUUCUUACUUUUCCACUAAAGUAUAAUAUUGUAGUCCAUGCAAAAAAACCGAAUAGACACAGUUAAAUUAUAAUACUUUUUUAUUAUAAUAUUAUUAAAUGUAACAUGCUGAAAUGAGAUUAAAACUACUGUACAUUUCAAACCCUGAAAUAUAAUCGCAACAUCAAUGAAGGUCAUUUCUCAUUUGAAAAACU